Rhizoctonia solani is the source of this 2190-nucleotide messenger RNA. Its product is annotated as gamma-glutamyltranspeptidase. The transcript has 13 exons. The record is from RefSeq and is a predicted model, not a curated record. Gene Ontology annotation, molecular function: glutathione gamma-glutamate hydrolase. Lineage: Eukaryota; Fungi; Basidiomycota; Agaricomycetes; Cantharellales; Ceratobasidiaceae. The coding region runs from base 1 to 2190 and encodes 729 amino acids. Gene Ontology annotation, cellular component: fungal-type vacuole; plasma membrane. Gene Ontology annotation, biological process: glutathione catabolic process.
AUGGCCGCCGGAGCAGUCAAACCAGCUGUGAGCUACGCAGCUGUAGUAGCCAAAGGCACAAGCGCAUCAUCCCACCAUGACCCGGAUUCGCCUUCGCAUGGCAGUCCCGAGCGCACGAGCCCCAAAGGCAAAGCCCGGGACAGUCGAGUAAACUUUGCGGACAGCCCGGCUCCGAACGAGAGAACUGCGUUGCUUAGACAGCAACGGUCGCCGUCUAGUGGCAGCCAUGGAUCUGAUGAAGAACAAGGCGACGCAUACGAAGAGGCUGAAGAUCGAGGAUUCGUAACCCGUGCAAAGCGAGCUCUUGGAUUUGGCAAAGGCGAAAAUGACACUCUGCCGCUCUAUGCUGAAGAUGGACGUACCCAGCGACGUAUCCGACUCAGCAGCGGUCUCGGGGCACUUUUAGGCCUUAUCAUCAUCGCUGUUUUAAUCGCAGGAGCUCUGCUGGUUCGUUCAGGCGACCAUGCCACCGGUCCUUCUCCGAGCCCUCCAACUCCGGCAUACCCUAUGCCUUCGGGUGGAACAAGCGGCCCCCGCAAUCCUGCGUACCUUAUCAAGGCAGAACAUGGUGCCGUGGCUAGCGAAGCCAGAGUUUGCUCUCAAAUCGGGGUGGAUGUUCUCAAGGAUGGAGGGAACGCGAUUGACGCUGCGAUUGCGAGCAACCUGUGUGUCGGAACCGUCAAUCCUUUCUCAGCUGGUAUUGGAGGCGGUGGAUUCAUGGUCAUUCGUAUUCCUCCUUCAUCCCCAGAGAAAUCUUCAACUGUACACACGAUUGACUUCCGCGAAACGGCACCAGCAGGAUCGAAUAGCUCCAUGUUUGCCAAAUCUCCGCUUCUCUCCAAAUUUGGUGGCCUUUCUGUCGCUGUUCCAGGAGAAAUCAGGGGUCUUCAAGCCGCUCAUUCUCAAUUUGGACGACUCCCUUGGUCUCGCUUGUUUGAGCCUAGCAUUCAGCUCGCAAAUGGGGGCUGGGAGGUUACCACUGAACUUGAUAGACGCAUCAGGGUGUUCGGAAAGGGGUGGAUGGAAAACGACAAGGAUUGGAGUCCUGUUUUUGCCCCCGGAGGAACACUACUGAAGCAGGGCGAUUGGAUCAAGCGCGAGAAUUUUAGUUAUACUCUGAGUUCUAUCGCUAGCGAGGGGGCCGAUGCCUUUUACAAAGGCCCCAUUGCUUCAUCUCUCAUUUCCAAGGUUCAGGCGACUGGCGGAAUCAUGACAUUGGAGGACCUUGAAUCAUACAAAGUCGUCGAGCGACCAGCGUUGAAGAGUACAUAUCAAGGACGUCAUAUUUACACAACACAUGCUCCGUCCAGCGGCCCGGUAUUGAUUCACGUACUCAAUGCCCUGGAGAGAUUUGGUUCUGGGCCCAACGUACAUGAUCAAGUCGCAAUGCAGAAAGAGGGUGGUUUAUGGUGGCAUAGGGUCACAGAGGCGUUGAAAUUCGGUAGUGCUGCACGCACGCGCCUCGGCGAUCCGGCGUUUGGUAAUAACCAUAAGCUCAUGGCUAAAAUACCCACCAAGGAGUUCGGAAAUAACGUUUCCUCUCGCAUUACUGAUGAUACCACGCAUACUCCCGACUACUAUAACCCAGUUUACGAUGUCCAAAUCGACCAUGGAACAACCCAUACGUCUGCCGCAGAUGCGGACGGCUUUGCGAUUGCACUUACUAGUUCGGUCAACCUAAUCUGGGGUUCGCGUGUGAUGGACCCUGCAACUGGCGUGAUCUUUAAUGACGUAAUGGAUGACUUUUCAACUCCUGGACUCCCCAAUGCUUUCGGACUGUGGCCUAGCCCCUGGAACUACCCCGAGGCUGGAAAACGCCAAGUGUCUUCUAUGGCUCCCACAAUUAUGGAGCAUCCCUCUGGAGACUUUUAUCUGACACUGGGUGGAUCAGGUGGCUCGCGGAUUUUCGGGGCUAUCGCUCAGGCCAUUGUUAACCUCGAUCGCGGAAUGAAUAUUUCUGGAGCGGUUGAAGCUCCUCGAGUCCACGACCAGCUUUUCCCAACUCUGGUGAGCAUUGAGAGUGGGUUUGGGCACAAGGAGAUCGACGCAUUGAAGCAAAGAGGUCACAAUACGUCUGUGUUUGAUAUCAACCUCGGUGUAGCCGAAAUACAAGCUGUCACACAAGACAUGGAUGGGCAAUUUUUCGCUGCGAGCGAUUCAAGGAAGAAUGGUGUUGCAGCUGGGUGGUAA